This is a messenger RNA of Penaeus indicus, 957 nucleotides long. Its product is annotated as trypsin-like. Gene Ontology annotation, molecular function: serine-type endopeptidase activity. The transcript is spliced from 7 exons. Gene Ontology annotation, biological process: proteolysis. The coding region runs from base 1 to 957 and encodes 318 amino acids. The record is from RefSeq and is a predicted model, not a curated record. NCBI's taxonomy places the organism in Eukaryota, Metazoa, Arthropoda, Malacostraca, Decapoda, Penaeidae.
AUGAAACAAGUUGUACAGUUCAAUAACCCAACUCAACUCAAGCUUUCCAUGAAAGAAAACUAUAUUUUACCUGUGAGCUACACUAAAUAUUUGCAAUGGAUUUCUGACUCUACAACCGGUGUCUGUGUCGAUGGGAACACACCUGCUCCAACUAAUGCCCCGACGCCUGCUCCUACUCCUGCACCCACGCCUGCCCCUACGUCUGCUCCCAAUUCUGACUGCCAGGUAAUUAUUUGUUCAUCCACAGCUGGAUGUGGACAAGUGAACCGUGCCAACCGCAUUGUUGGUGGAGUAGAGACGGAGGUGAACGAAUAUCCCUGGAUGGUUUCUCUUGUCAACGGAAAUGGAUACUAUCACUUCUGUGGCGGUUCUAUCAUCUCCAGCCAAUGGGUCGUCACUGCAGCUCACUGUGCAGCUGUCAUGAGCACCUCGGAUUACGUGUUGGUGGGAGACCACAAUCUGUAUUCAUCAAGUGAUGCCAAUUCUCAGUGGAUGCAGAUUGCUGAAAUUGUGAGUCAUCCGUCCUAUAAUUCCAAUACACUGGACAACGACAUUGCCCUCAUCAGACUCACCACAGAAAUACAGUUCCCAUCUGACAACAAAAUCGCCCCUGUGUGCCUUCCAACUGCUGGUGAAAUGUAUGAUAAUGUGGAUGCCACAAUCACAGGAUGGGGAGCUCAACAGGAGGGAGGUUCCACAUCAGGCACCUUGUUCGAAGUUACAGUGCCCACCAUGACUAACACCGAAUGCAAUAACAAGUAUGGAGGAAGCAUCACUGACAACAUGAUCUGCGCAGGCAUUCCUGAGGGAGGCAAGGACUCCUGUCAGGGAGACUCUGGAGGACCAAUGGUGGUGGAAGAAAACGGCAAGUGGAAGCUGGUGGGAGUUGUGUCGUGGGGUUAUGGCUGUGCUCGACCUGAUAGGCCCGGAGUUUAUGCAAGAGUUACACGUGAGUAA